Messenger RNA from Sesamum indicum (sesame), 1530 nucleotides. RefSeq names its product F-box/kelch-repeat protein At3g06240-like. Gene Ontology annotation, molecular function: protein binding. Lineage: Eukaryota; Viridiplantae; Streptophyta; Magnoliopsida; Lamiales; Pedaliaceae. The record is from RefSeq and is a predicted model, not a curated record.
ACACCUCAUCGUCCACUCCAAGAACACCAAACCAUACGGAAUCAAUCAAGAAUGACGAACGACGAUCUCUACGCCAAACUCCCCCAAGAUGUCAUCUUCCAAAUCCUCCUCAAACUCCCCACACACUCCCUCCUUCAACUCAGGUCUGUUUCUAAAUCAUUUGUUCCUUUAAUCUCCCAUCCCCACUUCCUCAGACUCCACCUCUCCUCUUCCGCCGCCCCCCACCCCUUCCACCACCUUCUCUACUAUGAAUCCAGCGAUUACACCAAGAGUUACUUCUCUUUUCAUGUUGAAAAGACCUUUUCUUUGUGUACACUUCUUGAAACUCCAUUCAAGAGUGUUAACGGUUACCUGAGACUUGUGGGUUGUUGCAGAGGAGUGGUGUGUUUGUUUGAUACCAAUUACUUUACUUUUGUUGGAACUGUGAUUCUAUGGAACCCCUUUAUUGGCAAGUUCAAGAUUCUUCCUUGUCUGCAAGGGUUAAACUGUUUUGGGAGCAAUUUCUCACAUAUGGCUGUUGGGUUUGGGUUUGAUCAUCGGGCUGUUGAUUUCAAGGUUGUAAAAAUUUUAUAUGAUUGUGAUAGUGAGCGUAAGUUUCUGCCAAAGGCUUUCAUUUAUGGUAUAAAAACUGGCUCUUGGAGGAGUAUUGGUGAGGUUGUUCCUUGUUUCAUGCCCAGGAAUUGGUCAAGCAGUGUGUUGGUGAAUGGGAUUGUGCAUUGGUUGGCAUAUAAGCGGCCGGAAUUCAAUGGUCCUCCUAAUUGCAUUAUGGGGUUUGAUGUAGUUGAUGAGGUUUUUAAGUUGAUGGAGUUACCUCAGAAUCUUGGGCCGAAUUGUAAUGAAUUGCGGUUGUCUCCUUCGGUUGAUAAGAAGUCAGUGGCUCUGUUUGUUAAUAAUCGCGAGAAUGUGGGUGAUACAUGGAAUGUUUGGUUGAUGAAUGAUUAUGGAAAAGUAGAAUCUUGGACAAGAAAAUGUACGGUUGUGUUGGAUCAGGUUUUCUUUCCCUUGAAGCUUGUAAGUGAUGGAGAAAUUUUAGCUGCAAUAAGUGAUGAGAAAUUGGUUUUGUUUGAUGUUGGGAAGGAGGAAAUCAAGGAUCUUGAAGUUUGUGGUCUGCCGCUGUCCUUCAGUGCAGCUAGCUACAUGCCAAGCUUGGCAUUGCUUGAUGCUGGUGAGCAACUCGUGAAGUAAGAUUCUUGACGAGAAAACUGUUUGAAGAAAGAUUUUCAUUAUGUCUGGGAGCUUAGUUUUAUCUUGUAAUAUACUGUAGUUGCAUAACGAAUUUGAUGAUUACAUAGUGUGAUAUCUAGUGAAAAAUAUACAAGCUUGUGAUUACCUAAUUCUUGCAAAGCACUUGAAAACAUAUUUAUGGUUGUUUACAUAAUAUUUGUGUUGUUCUGUUAGUACCGUAGCUGUGUGCAGCUGAAGCUUCCUGGAGUAAGCUUUUAGUGUCCUUGUGUUUACAUGUUAUGAAAUUUCAUGAUGAAAGAUUCAUGUUUCAUCGUACUUAUAUAAAUGAGCUAUUGUCGUGGUUCA